AUGGUGCACUCCUUACCCUUGACCGGCUUUGUCGUCAUCGUCUUGGUGAUCAAAUGGCUAUGGAAGUGGUUCUCCUCGCAGGCUUCGACGACUCGCUCCAAGGGCGAUGAAUAUGAUGCCACGCGCAUGCCACCGUAUCCCAGUGAGCCGAUCAAGGGUCGGGAAAAGUUCCACAUCACCAUGGGGCUGCGGAAGCUCGACGAAUGGAAUUGGUUGACCGUCGACAAGAACUACAUGAAGGAGCACGAGGUCCGGGAUGCCCUCCUUCGAGACGAGCGGGAGAACGUCUUCCAAUGCCUUCCAGAGUCAAAGGAAGCCUGUGCAGAGGCCUUGGAAGACGUGGUCAACUUCCUCUGCAAGCGUUUCCCGGGCAUGUUUGAGCAGAAGAAGCGUGGCUCCGACACGGAGAUCCACAAUAAGAAGACCGGGGAAAAGUUUGUCUUCGGGUCGAACAACACGAUGGAGCCGCUGGAGAUUGCGGUGCGGCUGACCAUGGAAGACCUGAGCAUUUUGAUGAAGAAUGACGAGGGCGAGUACUAUCUCGAGCGCCAGUCUGUUUCCUGUGGGCUGGAGGGUGCAGGACCGGAUUGGAUGGACGAUCUCCCGCCUGCAUGGGCCUGUACCGCAAUGGCGCGAAAAGAUUGGCCAUUCAGUGAACAAAUUCAUGUGCCGUUUGACGCCAGAAUCGCCGAUGGAGCGCUCCAACUACUUUCUGGAGAUCCGCCAGCCGGGCGAGGACUUGUCGUCGACGCUCUUCCGGCCGGACGGACUGAUGGAGCAGGAGCUCAGCCCGUGGCCGGACGACAUUCUCAUCCGACGGGAGCGACAGACGUUUCGGCGGCUGCCCCGGACGGGAGCGCUGCUAUUCAGUGUCAAGACGACACUGACGACGCUGAGCGAGCUGCCGCUGCAAGAGGUGCAGAAUCUGGCGACGGAGAUUAG
This is a messenger RNA of Rasamsonia emersonii CBS 393.64, 942 nucleotides long. RefSeq lists its product as uncharacterized. The record is from RefSeq and is a predicted model, not a curated record. Lineage: Eukaryota; Fungi; Ascomycota; Eurotiomycetes; Eurotiales; Trichocomaceae. Bases 1 to 942 code for a protein of 313 amino acids. The transcript is spliced from 3 exons.